This is a messenger RNA of Homo sapiens (human), 980 nucleotides long. It is a transcript of the gene CHMP4A, whose product is annotated as charged multivesicular body protein 4A. Gene Ontology annotation, cellular component: late endosome membrane; amphisome membrane; multivesicular body membrane. The transcript is spliced from 6 exons. The record is from RefSeq and is marked validated. Bases 50 to 718 code for a protein of 222 amino acids. Gene Ontology annotation, biological process: viral budding from plasma membrane; multivesicular body assembly; regulation of mitotic spindle assembly. Gene Ontology annotation, molecular function: protein homodimerization activity. NCBI's taxonomy places the organism in Eukaryota, Metazoa, Chordata, Mammalia, Primates, Hominidae.
GGAAGUCUGGAGGACGCUGAGGGGCGGAGGCGGGAGAGGCGAGCUCGCGAUGAGUGGUCUCGGCAGGCUCUUCGGGAAGGGGAAGAAGGAGAAAGGGCCAACCCCUGAAGAAGCAAUACAGAAACUGAAGGAGACAGAGAAGAUACUGAUCAAGAAACAGGAAUUUUUGGAGCAGAAGAUUCAACAGGAGCUACAAACAGCCAAGAAGUAUGGGACCAAGAAUAAGAGAGCUGCCCUACAGGCUUUGCGGAGGAAGAAAAGAUUCGAACAGCAGCUGGCACAAACUGACGGGACAUUAUCCACCCUGGAGUUUCAGCGUGAGGCCAUUGAGAAUGCCACUACCAAUGCAGAAGUCCUUCGUACCAUGGAGCUUGCUGCCCAAAGCAUGAAGAAGGCCUACCAGGACAUGGACAUUGACAAGGUAGAUGAACUGAUGACUGACAUCACGGAACAACAGGAGGUGGCCCAGCAGAUCUCAGAUGCCAUUUCUCGGCCUAUGGGCUUUGGAGAUGAUGUGGAUGAGGAUGAACUGCUGGAGGAGCUAGAGGAGCUGGAGCAGGAGGAAUUGGCCCAGGAGUUGUUAAAUGUGGGCGACAAGGAAGAAGAACCCUCAGUCAAAUUGCCUAGUGUACCUUCUACUCAUCUGCCGGCAGGGCCAGCUCCCAAAGUGGAUGAAGAUGAAGAAGCACUAAAGCAGUUGGCUGAGUGGGUAUCCUGAUAAAUCUGGGCUUGUCUUCCUAAUGCUACCUUUGUUGGUCCUUUCUUCCUUAAGUGCCAAGUGCUGAGCUAAAGGAGGAUAACUUUUUGGGGAAGUCAUGCUGAGGGUGGUAGUGUGACCCUGCCUGAAAAAAGGGUCUCUUACCCUCCCAGCCCUGGCUCAACUCUGAAGAAGGAUCUUGCUACAGAAGGAGCCCUUGGGCUCCCUUCUCUUUGAUAGCAGUUAUAAUGCCCUUGUUCCCAAUAAAACUGGGCAGAUGGAA